AUGGCCGCCGGAUACGACUCAUUCGACGAUGAUGACCCGGCUCCAUCGGUGAAAGCAGGCCAAGCGAAAACGCCCGUCAAAGACCCCAAUCCCUUCGACAAAGAAGCCGUGCCAUUGAUCAAUCAGGGAACAGCCGCACUGAAUCCGGACGAAUAUGAUUCGUUCGACGAUGAGCCGAGCGGAAGCGCGCCAUUACCUGAAACACCGCCUCCAAAGGGUGCUGCAAGCGUUUCACCGGCUACAAUAAAGCCUAAAGAAGCUACGGCAAACGAGAAGCCGACGAAUGAUCCACUGCUCGACAAGGCAUUGAAGGCGCUGCACAAACAUUUCGGCCACCGUCAAUUCCGCCCAUUUCAAUGGGACAUCGUGCGGAAUUCGCUGCAGGGCAAGGAUCAGAUUGUCGUGAUGAGUACUGGCUACGGCAAGUCAGUCUGCUUCCAAUUGAGGGGGCUAAUCAAGGAGGAUCUGACCAUCGUCGUCUCGCCGCUCAUUUCGUUGAUGGAGGACCAAAUUUCGAAUCUACGGUCUAACAACAUCGAGGCCGCCACGCUAAACAGCCAAACUACACCCGCGGAACGCGAUGAAAUCCUGGAAAAGGCUACAAGCGGCGCGCUGAGGUUCCUUUAUUUGACGCCAGAAUAUUGUCAAGUCGCUACCAGCACUUUUUCGCGGAUCAACAAACGCGUCGGCCAAAUCGCCAUCGACGAGGCGCACUGUAUUUCUCAAUGGGGCCACGAUUUCCGGAGUGAUUAUAAGAAGCUUUACGUCCUUCGCCAAGAAUUCCCCGGCGUUCCGGUGAUGGCGGUGACGGGCACGGCGACGCCGGAAGUGUGCGAGGACAUUCAGAAAAAUCUGCGUAUCACGAACGCCAUCACGACAAAGACCGGAUUUGAUCGCAAAAACCUCUACCUGAUCGUGAGGCCGCGCAGCACGCUGGCAAUCGACAUGGGCGAGCUGUUGCAGGACAGCGAGCGGAUUGGCCCCAAUUUCGGUGGCCCGACGAUCAUUUAUUGUCCGACGAAGAAGGAGGUCGACGAGAUGUAUGCGUAUCUGCGAGGCAAAGGCGUUAGUUGCGACAGCUACCACGCCGGGAUGAGCGACGCGAAUCGGAAGAAGGCGCAUCAGGCAUUUAUUCAUGAUAAGGUAUCUACCGUGGUGGCGACAAUCGCAUUCGGAAUGGGAAUCGAUAAGCCAGACGUGCGCACCGUCAUCCAUUACGGAGCCCCGAAAAACAUGGACUCCUACUAUCAAGAAAUCGGACGCGCUGGCCGUGACGGUCAACCAGCAAAGUGCAUCACCUUCUAUCGAGACGGCGAUUUUGCGAAAUAUCGCUUCAUCCAGGCGCAAAAGACGCAAAACCCGACGUUCGCACAGCACUGCGAGGACCUCGUGGAGAAGAUGAAGGAUCUUCUGAACACGAGCGAGUGCAGGAGAAGAAUGGUGCUCCGCCACUACGACCCGCGCUUCGACUUCGCCGACAAGUAUCGGCCGGGCUGUUGCGACAAUUGCGACGCCUACAUUCGGAAGCGGGAGACGGGCGCGGCGAUCGAGGUGGAAGUUGGCGCGGAGGCCAGACUGUUUUUGCAGGUGCUUCUCGACGUCUUCAGAGGCCAAAAGGGCAACACCGGGAUUAUCGACUUUAUUCGGGGAAAGUCAGCCCAGAGCCACCUAUCCGCCGGCCCGCACAGGGCGCUCUUCGGCGCCGGAAAGCCGCAAAACGACGAGUGGUGGAAAGCCCUCAGCACCCAGCUUCGCCUAAUGAACUACACGCAAACCGAGACGCGCCACGGCGCCCAUAUGCCCAUGUCGUUUUUGGUGGUGACGCCGCAGGGCCGGAAUUGGUAUCAAGCGGACAAUAAGUCGCUCAAAGUACCGGCCACCGAGGUGCUGCUGGCCGGCGUUCGUGGAGCUGCACUUUCGGGAGGUGUGAAGCGAGGCGCUACUCAAGCGGCCAGGCCGACAAAUAUGGCUUCAUCGGAUGAGAAAAAAAUCCUCGGCCCUACACGCCUUCGCGUCUACGAGUUUGCCCAAGAAGUGGACACAGACUCGGCUGUCGAAGCCGGAAAAAUGGAACUGAUGAAGAAGCUUCGCGCCGCGUUGGAGACGAAACGCGUUGAGCUCGGCGGUCAGUGCAAUUUGCCGCCUUUCCAGAUUUGCAGCAACAACGUGCUGGACCAGUUGACGGAGAUUCGGCCGAACAGCAUCGCCGCCCUGGAGCCGGUCACCGAUUGGCCCGACGCGAAAAAGACGCGCUUCGGGCUCGGCUUCAUCGACGUCAUCAAGGACGUGUGCGUCUCCUACGGUCUCGACAUGAAUGCCAAGGGUAGUGGCCUGAAUUUGCUAACACGAUCUCAACAAUCGGCCGUUUCUGAUGUGCUCAAGCCGUCGCAAGCCGCGGUCUACACGAUGCACCUCCAUUCCGGCGCAACGAUGAAAGAUCUGGCCCAUACGCGCGGGCUGAGCGAGGAUGUCUUCCGGAUGAAGCCGUUGUUUGAAAAGCUGCCCGAGGGCACGAUGGACUACAACGUUCUGAAGAUGCUGCUUCGAAUUCUCGAAUUCGAGUUUGGCACGCAGAAUGACGGUGAAGAGCCACCGACGUCAGGAGAAGCUUCUGGGGAGACCUCUGCCCCCGCUGUGCCGGCCUGGAUGACGGCGCUCUCCUCACAGCCCCCGGUCAAGAAAUCGAAACAA
Molecule: messenger RNA, 2691 nt
Organism: Mesorhabditis spiculigera
Lineage: Eukaryota; Metazoa; Nematoda; Chromadorea; Rhabditida; Rhabditidae
Source: the annotation of a GenBank genome assembly